This is a messenger RNA of Linnemannia hyalina, 1164 nucleotides long. The record is from the annotation of a GenBank genome assembly. NCBI's taxonomy places the organism in Eukaryota, Fungi, Mortierellomycota, Mortierellomycetes, Mortierellales, Mortierellaceae.
AUGGCAGAGCACACAAACCCAAAUGCGAACUACAACGUCGGAGGUGUAGGUGUCCCUAGCGCGCAGGUCGAGCUUAUGGAGAACAUUCAGUCACAGGUCCACCAACUCCUCCAGCAACAGCAACAACAACAGUCACUACCUGUCCAACAGCAGUACUCCCAACAGACACCUACUCGUGAUCCUCUCCAGUUUGACCAGCAGUACCAACAGUCCUUCUACACCCAGCCUACUGACAAUGGGGCUAUUCAAACCAACUCUGCAAUGGUAGAUGCAGAUAUGGCGGCGCCAGCUAUCGUCCCCGCGAACACUAAUGUGGUCGGAAAUGGUUCGCCUGGAUCCUCGGUCGGUGGUGUUGGUGUUCCCGGCGCCCGAGUUGAGACUCUUGACUUGAUGCAGCCCCAGGCUUUUUACCAGCAGCAGCAGCAGCAGCAGGAUCAAGCUAUUCAGCAACAACAACAUGUCGCCAGCAAUGCUGGUGCUCCAACUCAGCAGUCGCUCAUUUCCGCUGCUUCGGCCACUAGUACCACCACUAAACCCGGAGAACCCGACACCGUCCAACAAGCCUCUGCAUCCCGCCCACCCGUCGGGCCCUUUGACCCCCCAGGAGAGGCCACAACCACAGAACCAGCAGUCCCUCCAACAAUCUUCCUCCAACGUGAGGCAUCUAUGCGCCACGACCAACAAACGCCCGCCCAAACAACCACAACCUCUUUGUCCACAGAAGCCACCCCUCCUCACAAGAUCCACGUCGCAUCCUCAGCCGCAGUAGCAGCAGCCGCCGCCGCCCACGCAGCAGAUGCAUCCUCACGAGGCCGCCGUCGCUCGUCACUUGCAAUCCUGGCCGACAAGAUUCGUUCCUCCACCUCACGAUCCCGCUCCUCCACCUCGCGGUCCCGUUCCUCUUCACUUUCGUGCCGUCUCUCCCGGACCAUUUCGCGUCACUCUUUCGACGACGGCGCGGAGGAGGAAUCUGUUGGAGGGCCUUAUAGGGAUGUCAAGAUUGCUCAACAGGAGCAUUUGGCAAAGUUGCGUGCUGAGCAGGAAAAGAACGGGAUCACUCACAACGUCGACGGUCUUCCUAUCCCCCCAGUACCCGAACGUCAACGCCGUCGGUCCAGUGUUAGUCAUGUCCUUGGACUUGACAAACCUUUGCUCUCUCGCUAA